AUGUCAAGUAACCAAGGCAUACUCAAAGACAGGGCCUCGUUAAUUGGAGCGUUCUCUCCGGGAAAAGCCAGUCUCCCUACUGGAUUUGGAGACAUUAAGAAAUUCAUUCCAGAAGUAACUCAACAAAAUCUGGAGACUACAGAAUCGGAGGAAUCAGACAGUGACUCGAGUGCGGAUAGUUCGGAAGAAAGUGUAUCAACCGACUCUUCCAUAACCAGAGUUGCACAUUACGACUCGACCCGACCGAAAGUUGUAGAUAAUAUGUCUCAGGAACCCGAAGAGGUAGUAAAGAGACCACGCGCAAAGGUGAACAUGGACAACAUUAUCGGCUAUACUCGUCCCCAACCAUUAACUCAAUCUGGGCUUCAGAUGCUGGGUGGUGUAUCCAACAAUCGCUUCAAAGCUCAAUCUGAACUUGUUCGACGUAGUGACUCGGUCGGACAUACAAAAGGACGACCAUUGGGCGACUCACAAACGAUGUUGGACGAUGGAUUGUCUUCUUACAAGCCGCAGGCUCUUGUGCGAGAUGUCAACCCCCCUCGAUACCACAGCUCUAGCCGGUCAGAUACGUCAUGGAACAGCGAUUCAGGGAAGAAUGACAAAUGGUCGAAUAACCGCCAAAUCGAUGACCAACCAUCACGUAGACCCUUUGUUCGGACACCAUCGAUAAUCAAUGAUCCUUUGCCAAACUAUUCUUCCAUCGGCCGCAAUCGACAGUCUCAGUCAGAAGUGGUCUAUCGUCGUCCUACGGAAGCUCCGACAGAGGUUUCACGAGUGAGUGAUCCCGGACAAGGGCAGCCGGUCCGCCGGCCAACAGUUAAAGUCAGUGCGCGAUUAAACGAGGAUAGCGAUAAUCUCGAUAAUAAUCAAUAUGGUAAAAUGCGACCACGUGUUUCAGUCAGCGCGAUGGUGGAAUUGAAUAGUAAUAAAACAAAGAGAAAGGUUGUCCAAGACAUAGGGAGCGCAAGUGAUGAAGAAAGUGGAAGUACGGAAGAGAGUGGCAGUAGUGAAGACGAGUCGGGCGCAAAUAACGAGGAAGAUAAUUUCGAGUCUUUGAUUAAUAUAAAAAUCCAGCAGGAGGUGCAAGAAUUAAAAGUUUCGAACGAGUCUCUCCUUGCAAGCAAUGCUGAACUUGAAGCAAAAUUCAAAGAACAAGCAGACAAAAUUGCAGAAUUGUCCUCUCUAAGUUCUGUUGUUGCCGAACAGCAAGAGAAAUUGGAAACCAUCAAAGAGGUGGAAGAGAUUGUAAAGAGCUUAAAAAUGAAAAUUACGGCUGCUGAAGAAGAAAUUGUUAAUCUUAAGAAACAGGCAGCCGAAAAGACGGAUGACAAGCAGAAGACAAGAAUGGCAUUUUUCGUUAACCCUAGAUCACUGCCACUGAAUAGACUUCCCCCAAUAAUUUUUGACAGAGGUAUUCAAGUCUUCUUAUUAUAUUCCUUUUCGUUGUCAAUCAUACUCUGUCUUGCUGGUACUCCAUUUUCCAUCUCUUGUAUAAUCCACACUGCGAUCGAUCUUACCUCUAACCUUUCUUUCCGAUCUCCUCGAAUUCUUAAUUCCUUUUAUCGCCAAUUACAGUCUACGACGAUUGCCUAA
Molecule: messenger RNA, 1593 nt
Organism: Paraglomus brasilianum
Lineage: Eukaryota; Fungi; Glomeromycota; Glomeromycetes; Paraglomerales; Paraglomeraceae
Source: the annotation of a GenBank genome assembly